AUGUUAAUUCUCUUGAUUAGUUUUCUAUGCCAUGUAUUUCUCAAUCAUGCAUCUAUACUUCAUUGUGACUUUGAAACAGAUUGUGUUGAUUUUACUUUUGAUUCCAACUGGGGUUUAACAGAUGGUGAUCAUUCUCAAGGUAUCGAUCAUGAUCAUACGUUAAAUACAGGUGCUGGUCAUUAUCGUUACUACAAUCCGCAAUUUAGUCCACAAGCUCAGUGGGCAGAAAUACAAACAACUAAUCGUUUACCAUUGUCAAUUGAUCGUGUCCUAUGUUUUUAUAUGUGGUACUAUACAUCUCGCGCUAACUUUCCAUUCAAUGUUCAAGUUGGACAAGGUGAUGAUGGACAACUAGCACGUGUAUUUUUUUCUACUGCAGGACGAAAUGCAUCAACUAAUGAUUGGACAUUAAUCAAUAUCACACUACCAACUGAAGAAUUAAAAAUAUUUAUUCGAUUGAAUGUUUCAACUCAACCUUUAACAUUCGAUGACUUUUCAGUCGAUUAUUGUGACGGACCACGUCCAAUACCUCCGAAAGUUUUAUAUUCUUGUGAUUUUGAAUCAUCAUGUACGAAUGAUUUUAUUUCCUUGCCUCAAUAUGUAUAUCAAUGGUCAAUCCUCAAUGCCAGUGAUGCUAUGAAAAUAGACAAAGCAGCACCAACUGUUGAUUUUACCUUUGGAAAUGCAUCAGGUCAUUAUGCAUUAUUAUCUAAUGCUACAAGAGGUCUUGGUUAUCUACAUGCACAAAGAGAAAUUCAAAUAACAUCAAACGAAUUCUAUUGCUUGAAUUUUCGAUAUUACGGUACCCAAGGACCGAAUAAGCAUCAAGCGUAUUUAUCAAUCUAUUCAUGGGCAUCCAACGAAUCGAAAAUAAUCCAAAAGUUAUGGCCAACAGGAGAUCUUCAUCGAUACCAGUAA
Messenger RNA from Rotaria sp. Silwood1, 918 nucleotides. The record is from the annotation of a GenBank genome assembly. NCBI's taxonomy places the organism in Eukaryota, Metazoa, Rotifera, Eurotatoria, Philodinida, Philodinidae.